CUCUCUCUCCGACUUGAUUAUAAUCUCUGCUAGUUGGGUCCAGUGAUUGUCCAUUAUAAAAUAUUAAUUGUUGUUUCACUAAUUUCUACUAGUACUAGAUCAUCGGAUUCCAAACUCUCUCUCGCUCUCUCUCUCUCUCUCUCUCUGCUAUACGGUACCCAUCAUGGUCAAGUGUAUUAGCCUGACGACCUUGCAAGAUUGGUUGUACAGGUACUCCUUCGGCAACGCCGGUCUCCAAUCCACCACCACCGAUCUCGGCGACGGCACCCUCAUACAUUUCUGGCACCCCAAAUCCCACAAACCAAACAAACCCACCCUCCUCCUCAUCCACGGCAUCGGCGCCAACGCAAUGUGGCAAUGGAACGAAUUCAUCUCCCCUCUCUGCUCCAAAUUCAACGUCUACGUUCCCGAUUUGGUCUUCUUCGGCGAUUCCUACACCUCCCGACCCGAUCGCACCGAGUCCUUCCAGGCCCAGUGCGUGAUGAGGGCCAUGGAGGCUCACGGCGUGCGGCGCCGGAUCCAUGUGGUGGGGCUGAGCUACGGCGGUUUUGUUGCCUAUAGCUUGGCGGCGCAGUUCCCCGACGCGGUGGAGCGGGUGGUGAUUGUGGCGGCGGGGGUGUGUAUGGAGGAGAUGGAUGUGGAUGAGGGUUUGUUUACGGUGAGGAGUGUGGAUGAGGCCACUGCUAUAUUGCUGCCGCAGACGCCGGAGAAGUUGAGGGAGUUGGUCAGGUUGUCGUUCUAUAGACCCGCCAAGUUCUUGCCGUCUUGCUUCCUCACUGAUUUCAUUGAUGUGAUGUGUACAGAAUACCUUCAAGAAAGAAAAGAAUUGAUCCAAGCAUUGCACAAGGAUAGAAAACUCUCUAAUCUUCCCAAGAUAACUCAGCCCACGUUAAUAGUCUGGGGAGAUCAAGAUCAGAUAUUCCCACUGGAGUUGGCGCACAGAUUAAAAAGGCAUCUGGGUGAGAAUGCACAACUAGUGACUAUAGAGAAUGCAGGUCAUGCAAUCAAUGUAGAGAAGUCGAAAGAGAUGUUCAAACAUUUGAAGUCAUUCCUUGUCGAUCCUCUUCCUCCUAAACUCGAAAUGGCAACAACGGCAAGACAGACUAAAGAUGAUUAAGGAAAAAAAGGAAUUCAAAUCAGGAGCUGUUCUAACCAUCCUUAUGUGGGUUAUAUACCUAGUGUUUCGGACAAGACAAGUGAUUUGGAGGUUCGAAAGUUUUCAUUAUAGAUUUUUAAAAAGAUAUGUAUUUUAUGCAAUAACGUGCAUAUAAAAUGAGUCUCAUUGGAUCUGUGCAAGCAUGGUAAAUUACGAACUUGAAUUUAGGUUUGAUGACUAUUGCGGAGGCUCUUUAACUAUUUUAUGUUUUUUUAAACAUAUUUAAGAAGUAGAGGGUUAUUGAACUAAUGUUCUAAAUUACGUGAAAACGUGGUUGCUGAACACAUUUUUUUGGAAGCGUGUUUAGUAAUCACACUUUCUAAUUUGCUAUUUA
This is a messenger RNA of Camellia sinensis, 1490 nucleotides long. RefSeq lists its product as uncharacterized. Gene Ontology annotation, molecular function: catalytic activity. NCBI's taxonomy places the organism in Eukaryota, Viridiplantae, Streptophyta, Magnoliopsida, Ericales, Theaceae. The record is from RefSeq and is a predicted model, not a curated record.